UGUCUAAGUUAAGGAAAUCCUCGGGAUGGAGCUAAGAACAGCGAAACUGUUGCUUUACUCGACGCUGAUGGUGGUCGUGUGCUGGAGCCAACAGGACUGGACGCAAUGCGCGGCCUCGUGCAAGUGCACAUGGUCGCAGGGCAAGAAGACCGCGGAAUGCGCGAAUCAGAAUCUCACAUACAUCCCGCGUGGCCUGUCCACCGAGAUACAGACCAUCUAUCUGACCGGGAAUCGUAUCACACACCUGAUAUACGAUUCCUUCAGCAGGGUUCAGCUGGUGAAUCUCCAUAAACUGGUAUUGAAGAACUGCGAGAUCGAGUCUAUCGACACGGACGCGUUCAACGGCUUGAAGAUCGUGAUCGAGAUCGAUCUGUCGGCGAACAACAUUCGUACUCUGUAUCCUGGCACGUUCAACGAGACGCAACGUUUGAGGGUACUGAAUCUGAACGACAACAAGCUGAAGGUGCUGGAGAACGGUCUGUUCCGCGAUCUGAUCUACCUGCAGACGGUUACGUUGUCGAACAACGAACUGGAACGUAUCGAGGAGAAGACGUUCCGCAAUCUGCCGGGGUUACAGGUGCUAACCUUGCAUAGCAACAAUCUGAGCACGCUGAAGGUGCAGAGCUUCGAAUUCCUGCCGAAGCUAGGCAGCCUGGAGCUGAACAAUAAUCCGUGGAAUUGCAAUUGUCAUCUGAAGAGAUUUCGUGAUUGGGCGAUCGAGAGAAAACUGUACACGAAACCAACCACGUGCCAGCAACCGGCUGCUUUGGUGGGCAAGAUGUGGGACGAGAUCAGCAGCGACGAGUUUGCCUGCAGACCGGACAUCUCGAUCGGACCGUACAUGAAGAUCGAGAUUGGAAAGGGGAACGUCACCUUCUGGUGCCAGGCGUCGGGGAUCCCGCGACCUCAGCUGUCCUGGAUCCACCGGUCCCGAAUCCUGAGCAACACCACGAGACGGCACAACGGCGAGAGGACGUACAUCCUGAAGUCGAGCCACGACUGGCUGAACCUCACGAUCCCGGACGUCACGCCCUCUGACAAGGGUGAUUACGUCUGUCUGGCGAAAAGUCCAGGCGGAAAUACGGAGAAAAACGUGACCCUUGCCAUCGCUGGCGACGCUACAAGCGGUCAGGACGGUAUAAUCAGCCUACCGCUCGUCCUAGGCCUGGGCGUGACCACGUUGCUCCUGCUAAUUGUCACCGGGUCCCUUAGCGUGUGCUACUGUCGUCGUCGUCGAACCAGACACGACGAGAAAAGCCUGGAGGCCGCGUCGAUGGAGCAUCACGGGCUGGGGGAGCAAGAGAAAUCACUGAUCACGACCAUAAAUCCUGUGGUGAAGCCGCCCAGACGGUACGAGGCGCCGUCCGUGACGUCGCACGGCACCGAGAUGACGGAGCUGAACCGUACGUUGCUCGACAACGACUCGGUCUUUGCUGAUGGUAUCGGUGGCGGUGUCGGCGGCGGAGUGAUCGGCGGCGUCGGAGACGACGAGAGGGAAGAACGAGCUACCCCGGAACUCGAGAGCGGUACCGGCACCCUGUGCCGCGGUGGAGGCGGUAGCUACCGUCAAUAUCCACCUGACCUUUUGGCGUUCUCCGGUGGUCGUGGCGCGUCGCCUACCAGUCAAGCAUCCACCGCACCGGACAACACACGUCUACCGAGUCAACACACGGCGACACCCACCACCACAGCCGCGUACGGUUCACCCUCGAAUCAAUACCCGGCCGCGUUCAAGACCUUGCCCCACAAUCGAAGCGUCACGCCUUACGGUGUCACGGCUAGCUCGACGAUCGCGCCUGUGAUGCCGCGACACGGAUACGUCACGAUACCACGAAGACCAAGAGCGCCCAGCUGGAGCAGUGGACCGCCCACAUCGCCCACAGACGGAUUGGAACCAGUCUACGACAAUCUAGGGCUGCGCACCACCGCGGACGGCAGCUCGGUGCUCUCCCUGAACAAAAGUCCCGAGCCAUUAGCCUCGAUGAGGAAUCGACCUCUGCCUGGUACGCCAAGCUCCCACUACGGCACGAUACAACGAAGCACACCGAACAUAUUGGCCAGCAGCCCCCUCGACAGGUCUGCUCCUGAAGGCGCGGCCGAGUGGCCAACGAAAUUAGCCGACGAGUCCACGGACAGUAAUCAUAUUCUAGGACAACAACCGCAACAACAAUCGAGCAGCAACACCCUAGGCAGAAAAGUACCGCCCAGGCCACCACCGAAACCCAAGAAGAAGUCCGCCAACGGACCUCUGUACGAGGACGAGGGCGAAGACGGCACCGAGGUAUGAUCAGCGUACAUCGGUCGACGAAGCUGAGGCCGCGAGGUCGUGGCCGUGCUGAGACGAACAGAUGCAUGACCGCAGUCACAAUAAACCGGUAGUGCCUUUUUGAUGAUGAGACGGCCCCCGCUGCGGGUCGAUAUUCGGUUCAAGUAAGUUCGCCCGUCGAACAUCCGCCGACGGGACGAACGUUGUGCGGAGAGGGGCUUCCACAUCCGGUGAAACAGAGGUCGUCGGGUGAACUGACUACCAGGAACCAGCGAACUUUCUUUCGGACGCCCUUCGUCCUGGUGUCGUUC
This is a messenger RNA of Dufourea novaeangliae, 2577 nucleotides long. RefSeq lists its product as uncharacterized. The record is from RefSeq and is a predicted model, not a curated record. The transcript is spliced from 4 exons. Gene Ontology annotation, molecular function: protein binding. Lineage: Eukaryota; Metazoa; Arthropoda; Insecta; Hymenoptera; Halictidae. The coding region runs from base 26 to 2287 and encodes 753 amino acids.